Messenger RNA from Paramecium sonneborni, 1066 nucleotides. The record is from the annotation of a GenBank genome assembly. NCBI's taxonomy places the organism in Eukaryota, Ciliophora, Oligohymenophorea, Peniculida, Parameciidae.
AAUUUUUUUUUAAAUCAUCUUAUGCUUCCUUUAUUAUAUGCCCCAUCAUAUAUGAAUUAUCCAUAACUCAAUCUUUAAUAGUUCUAUAUGCUUCCAACUACUACUACGUAUGCAUUACAAAUUCCUAAAAAAGAAACUUGUGAUUAAGCGUGUUAAUUUCCAGAGCCUUGUUAAUAAGAAUCAUAACCACCGAGUAACACUAUCAAAUUCGAAGAAUCAGUCCAUACAGAAAUAACAAUUCUCCUCAAAUACUUAUCCAAACAUAUUUCCUUACUCAAAGAUUGUAUAUUUGAUGAGUUUGUGUAAUCAAAUUUAACUGUAUACUACUGUUUAUAAAUUUUAGACUUUGUCCUCUGUAAUGAAAGACCUUCCAAACAUGAUUAAAAAACGAUAUAUCUUAGUCAAUAAAACAAAAGAGGAAAUGACAAAAUUUAUCAUCAGAAGAUGCUUUCUAUUUAUUAAAAGUCAAAUUGACUAUGAAGAAAAAGAAGGAGUCUCUGCUGAAGAGAGGGAUAGAAUAUUUUAUAAUUCUUUCUUCUCAGAUGAUCAAAAGUUCAUGAAAUCUCUUCAUUCAGAAUCUAUUGAUGAUAUGAUCCCAUUUAGAAAAGAUUCUAAGAUGAAAACCAUGAAUGAUAGCUAUUUAAAAAGAUUAUUUGAAUCAGAAAGAUUUUCUAAAUAUUAUGCUUUAUUUCUAAGUAAUUAUUCCUAUAAAUUAUAAAGAUCAAUUUAAGGAAAUUUGUCAAAUUGAGAAUGAAGAGAAAAUAGAUAACAUGACUAAAUAAUUGAUCAAAAUUAUUAUGACAAGAGAUUAUGGAGUAAUAUUAUUUUAAAUUACUUUAAAAUAGAAAAUCAAAACUUAUAGAAGAUUCCCUUGGAAAGAUCACGAAUUGAUUAAAUGCGAAGAAAGAGCCUAAGAAUUAUAUUCCAAAUAUUAAAAUUCUCGCAUUAAAAGUACAUCUUCAUUCAAAUUAGAAACUAAAAACAAAUUUCUAUUAAAGUGUGAUUCCCAUACGUCUGAUAUAUUGGAAAAAUACUCUGAAUCUUAAAAUUGAUAUUGAUAUAAAAC